This is a messenger RNA of Papilio xuthus (Asian swallowtail), 1650 nucleotides long. RefSeq names its product flotillin-2 (gene Flo2). Gene Ontology annotation, biological process: protein localization to plasma membrane; regulation of myoblast differentiation. The transcript is spliced from 10 exons. NCBI's taxonomy places the organism in Eukaryota, Metazoa, Arthropoda, Insecta, Lepidoptera, Papilionidae. Bases 215 to 1543 code for a protein of 442 amino acids. Gene Ontology annotation, cellular component: flotillin complex; cytoplasmic vesicle; plasma membrane. The record is from RefSeq and is a predicted model, not a curated record. Gene Ontology annotation, molecular function: protease binding.
CGCGCAUGAGUUUUGAAUGAAAUUUUUUGACAAUCAAUCUGACAACUACAAAACCUACUAUAGCUUUAUUACGCUACUAUUUUUUAGUGAUUGUGUAAAUAAAUCCGUUUACAAACUAUCGAAGUCGAGAUUUUAAAUAAUUAUCGUCGCGUAUUGUUGUUAUUGAUAUUUGAUACAGUGUUUGUUAAGUGAUUGGUGUAUCUUGUGGAGAAAAAUGGGCAAUAUUCACACUGUUGGGCCAAAUGAGGCGCUUAUUGUCUCAGGUAGCUGUUUCGGUUCAACUCAGAAGCGUACCAUCGUGGGUGGCUAUGCCUGGGCCUGGUGGCUAGUUACAGAUGUACAACGAAUUUCCCUAGAGGUUAUGACCCUGAAUCCCAUGUGCGAGUACGUGGAAACGGCUCAAGGUGUACCACUGACUGUCACCGGGGUGGCGCAGUGCAAGAUAAUGAACGAAGACGAGUUGCUCACCACUGCCUGCGAGCAGUUCCUCGGCAAGACGGUUAAGGAGAUCAAAAUGACGGUGCUGCACACCUUGGAAGGACAUUUGAGAGCUAUAUUAGGAACUCUUACAGUAGAAGAGGUGUACCGAGACCGGGACCAGUUCGCGGGUCUGGUACGCGAGGUGGCGGCGCCCGACGUCGGUCGGAUGGGCAUCGAGAUCCUGUCCUUCACGAUCAAGGACGUGUACGAUGACGUGCAAUAUUUGGCCAGUCUUGGCAAGGCGCAGACGGCGGUGGUGAAGCGCGACGCCAAUAUCGGAGUCGCACAGGCCAAUAGAGACGCGGGUAUCAGGGAAGCGGAAUGCGAGAAGAGUGCAAUGGAUGUGAAGUACGCGACGGACACCAAGAUAGAGGACAACAACAGGAUGUUCAAGCUGCAGAAAGCGCAGUUCGAUCAGGAGAUAAACACCGCUAAAGCAGAAUCAGCUUUGGCGUACGAACUUCAAGCUGCUAAAAUCAAGCAGAAAAUCCGUAACGAAGAAAUUCAGAUCGAAGUUGUCGAACGACGAAAGCAAAUUGAGGUGGAGCAACAAGAGAUUCUGCGUCGUGAAGAGGAGCUGGUGUCGACGGUGCGGCUGCCCGCUGAGGCGGAGGCUUACCGCCUGCAGGCCAUCGCUGAAGGAAAACGAACUCAAACAGUGGAAGCUGCGAAGGCAGACGCGGAACGUAUAAAAGUGCUGGGUCUUGCGGAGGCGACUGCUAUAGGCGACGUUGGCAAGGCUGACGCGGAGCGAAUGCUGGCCAAGGCUAAAGUCUACAAGCAGUAUGGAGAUGCUGCCAUCAUGGCGCUCGUGCUUGAAGCUCUGCCCAAGAUCGCAGCUGAAGUGUCUGCACCGCUGGCUAAGACAGACGAGAUAGUGUUGGUGGGUGACAGCGGGGCGACGGGUGAGGUGGCGCGUCUCGCCGGCGGCAUUCCGCCCGCGCUCAAAACUCUCACAGGACUCGACAUCUCUCAAGUACUCAAGCGUCUGCAUCCUAAUGCCUCGCCAGAUGAAAAUCUCUUGGCUUCUGCGAGUAAGAAGAAAGAAGUCGUGGCUUGUUGAAUUUACUCAUCUGUAUGUCAAUAUGUUUGUCAACUUUUUACUAUAUUUUAUUGGUGCCAUAUUGUCAAAUAAUUAUACUUUUCUAAAAUAUAUUCAUUAUAAUGUAA